AUGGCUCGUGUCUAUGUCCUGCAUUGUGCUCAAUCGCAUGUGAGUUUUCGUUUGCCCGAGAUCGAAGCAAGUGCCGCGUACCUCGGUAUUGAGUAUGAGCUACUCCCCACACCCUCGCGCCAGGAUCCAAAGGGUGCCAUGGAUGACUUGUCGCGUCCCUUUCACUUGUGCCGCUUAGCUGACGAUGACGCGGCCAAAGCACUGCUGCAUAGGUGCUCAUGCAUCCGUGCUAUUUGGGAGCUUUGGGAAUGUGCAGAUACAUACGAACAACUGCAUGCACGCAAUAGGGCAUCGGGCAUGUAUUUGGCAUGGCAGUCGCCCGACGUGAGCUGGAAAGCCCUCAUGCAGGGCUUCCAUGUAGCGCUGUCGGAGAAGCGCCGCCUUGCUCUGAUCGAGUCGUUCGCAUACAUGAACUUCCAGGGUCCCAUUCGCAUGCGCGGAGCUGACUUGACGUGGGGCGUCAUCGAGGAGUAUAGCCGCCCGACCGACAUUCAGAGCGUCGAGGCACGCGGCCAAGCCGAGAUGGGAGAUCGCGAUCCACGGCUAAUUCAGCUUUUUCUAGGUCGAAAAAUCAAGGACAGGUCGGGUGCGCUCCCUGCGCGCGAUCUCAUCGAUGUCCUCAGCCUCAAAAAGCGCAAGUAUAUUGGCAAUACCAGUAUGGAGAGCGAAAUGAGUGUGAUCAUGGCCAACAUGGCCCUCGCGGGCCCUGGAAAGUUGGUGUAUGAUCCAUUCGCGGGUACGGGCUCUAUGCUGUAUGCCUGCUCGAUCCUUGGCGCGAUGUCGUUGGGCAGUGAUAUCGAUGGACGCAUGCUCCGAGGUAAGAACCGCGAGCACGGUAUUCCAGGUAUCAGGGAAAGCGCCGAACAAUACGGUAUUCAAGGACGCAUCAUAGAUGCUGUGACGUUUGACAUGACACAGGCGCCGUGGCGAACGCCAUUUCGAGGCGACAUGGGCCUGUUCGACGCGAUCGUGACGGAUCCACCUUAUGGCGUUCGCGCAGGUGCGAAGCGUCUAGGUAAACGCAACGCAGAACUGCAGCGUGAUGAGCCCUUUAUUAUGCCCGACGGGAUGCCGUCCCACAUGAUGCCUGACUAUGUCCCCCCCACCAAACCGUACCACCUGUCUGAGCUGGUGACCGACCUCCUUGAAUAUGCGAGCGCUCUCCUACACCCAGGCGGCCGUCUCGUAUUUUGGCUACCUACGAUGAACGAGGAGAAGGCAGAAACAUCCAUACCCACGCAUGCUCACUUUGAUCUCGUGGCACACAGCAUCCAAGACUUUGGUCGUUGGAGUCGUCGUCUGAUCACAAUGCAGAAGCGGCAAGGCGUUUCUGCUCAGAUACCCACACACACUCCUGUCCCUGGCCGCAUUCGUGCGAACGACAAGCCUGAUGAAUUCCGCAACAAGCUCUUGGCCCCCACCCAGUCGUAG
This is a messenger RNA of Malassezia restricta, 1431 nucleotides long. RefSeq names its product tRNA (guanine10-N2)-methyltransferase. Gene Ontology annotation, cellular component: cytoplasm. Bases 1 to 1431 code for a protein of 476 amino acids. The transcript has 3 exons. Gene Ontology annotation, biological process: methylation. Gene Ontology annotation, molecular function: nucleic acid binding. The record is from RefSeq and is a predicted model, not a curated record. Lineage: Eukaryota; Fungi; Basidiomycota; Malasseziomycetes; Malasseziales; Malasseziaceae.